Messenger RNA from Schizosaccharomyces japonicus yFS275, 4636 nucleotides. Its product is annotated as MutS protein 1. Gene Ontology annotation, biological process: mismatch repair. NCBI's taxonomy places the organism in Eukaryota, Fungi, Ascomycota, Schizosaccharomycetes, Schizosaccharomycetales, Schizosaccharomycetaceae. The record is from RefSeq and is a predicted model, not a curated record. Gene Ontology annotation, molecular function: ATP-dependent DNA damage sensor activity; mismatched DNA binding; catalytic activity. The transcript has a single exon. Gene Ontology annotation, cellular component: mitochondrion. The coding region runs from base 88 to 2853 and encodes 921 amino acids.
UUCCUCUCCAAAUUCUCAUUUCGCGUCAAGGUUCUUUCUUGUAAUUAUUGACGGGAAUGAUUUCUGUACCACCACCCUGUAAUAGACAUGAGCCAUGCUAAAUCUAUUACGGCAUUCGUUUGUCGAGUAGGUCGGUUACGAACUCAGCACUUGCGAACAUGGGACUGUGGGCAAGUUCGUCAAAAGUCUACUAUAAUCAAUGGACUUUUAAAGAAAAACAAUAGUGUCCCUCUAAAGCCAAUCGAACCAACGAAGACACUUCCUCCAGUUCUUCGUGGAGUCCGAUUGCAGCAAGAGAGGUUUCCAGACUGCGUUUUGCUUACUAAAGUCGGUGGGUUUUAUGAGUUGUAUUUUCAACAAGCCGAGGAAGUUGCACCGCUGUUGAAUUUGCGGGUUUCUCAACGGAGAACGUCACUUAUGCCUGUAUCCAUGGCAGGAUUUCCUGCCGCGAAACUUGAUCGGUAUUUGAAAAUACUUGUUCAAGACAUGAAUCUUUGUGUCGCUCUUAGUGAAGAGAUUCCCAAGGCCCCAGAUGAUUUUUCUACAUCGAACUUGUACAAUCGGGUUGUAACUCGAGUAAUCUCUCCGGGAACAUUAAUUGACGAGAGUUUUAUUAGCCCUGGAGAAAGCAAUUUCAUUUUGUCUAUCGCUACAGAUGAAUCGUUAGGGGAUAUUCAGCCCGAAACUCUAGUCGGUCUAACAUGGUUGGACUUAUCAACGGGUGAGUUUUACGUGAAAGACUCCAGCGUGCAAGAGCUAGCCGGGGACAUUGAACGAAUUUCCCCGAGAGAGGUUUUGUUGGACACUCGUUUUAAAGAUGAGAAGGCUCGGGAUCUAUUGUUCUCGGAUGUAAAUACCAAAGGUCUCUAUUUCUCUUAUACUGACCCUGAAGUCUGGGAAAUAAACCAAUGGAGGAAGUUUCUUGACCGUCCGCUUAGUAUUGAUUUUUUAGAAGAUUUAAAACCCGUGGAACUUCAAUCGGGCUCCCAUUUACUCCAGUAUGUUUCCAAUCGGCUGAUGAACUCUAAAACUACAAUACAACAUCCGAUUCGAUAUUCUCCGCGGGAGAACAUGGUCAUAGGAGCUUGUGCUUUGCGAAGUUUGGAAAUUCGCCAUUCGUUUCAGGAGGGCCGUAUUCAAGGAACAUUGCUUCAUGCUAUCAAUCGAACUGUCACGCAUUCUGGUGCACGUUUGCUUGUUCAAAGACUAUGUUCUCCUUCGACAAACGUUCGUGUAAUCAACGAACGCUUGGAUUUAGUUGAGGCUUUUGUACAGAAUCCCUCUGCACGUAUUCAAAUUACAGAAUUGCUAAAGAAAACCAGUGAUUCUGAAAGACUGCUGCAACGAUCUGUAUUGGGAAGAGGAAGUGCGCAAGACUUCCUAGGUUUAGCUUCAACUUUCCACUUGACAAUGGAAAUAAAGACAUUGUUACGUUCCAUGAAUACCAACCCGUCUCUUGUUCGUUUGACUGAGGCCUUGAAUACUCACGAGGACCUUUGCCAAAGGAUUAGCAACACCAUAGACGAAGAGGCCCUGUACAAACGCCAGGAACAGGAUUUAGAAGCAAAGGGCGAGGUUGUUGAAGAUCUUGAAUUGGAUUCAAGCAUUGCAGCUCCGGUACCAAAAACAAAAAGCAGAAAAUCAAAAUCUUCUUUAGAGUCUGUAAAAAAUGCUUUUCUGAACAAUCUUUCCGAUAUCUGGAUAGUCAAGCCCUCUACAUCUCCAGCACUAUUGAAGGAACAUGAACAAUUAAAAACUCUUUAUAAAGCAGUUGAAAAGCUACAAUCAAAAAUAACUUCGACCGUCGGUGAUAAUGUUACUUUACGCAGAAGCCCAUCAAAGAUGUACUUUGUUUACAUCAAGUCACAGAACAAGGCUUUAAAAUCAAAAUUUGUAAAGACCUUUCAGGACGCAACUGUUUUCAACACAACUCUGUCUACGGCUAAUUAUCAUCUCCCAUCAUGGUCAUGUUUAGGCCUUGAAAUUGAGGCAACGAAAACACGAAUCUCACAGCUUGAAGCUCAAACACUCAUGGACUUGCAAACUGAUGUACUAAAACAGAUGUCGUCUAUUCGCGAAAGUGCUAAACUACUAAAUGAAUUGGACAUUUCCACUUCACUGGCUUCUUUGGCCUUAGAAGGAAAAUGGGUUCGUCCAAUUGUGAAUAAUUCUUGUGUACACAAAGUUAUUCAAGGGCGACAUCCAAUUGUUGAGAAAGCUCUUCAACAAAAAAUGGUAUCAUUCACAGCAAAUGAUUGUUAUGUGGGUAAGCCCUCCAGAAUUUGGCUUAUAACUGGUCCAAAUAUGGCGGGAAAGAGUACGUUCCUUAGACAAAACGCUCUUAUAGCUAUUCUAGCACAAAUGGGAAGCUUUGUUCCUGCGUCCUUUGCUGAAAUUGGUGUGAUUGAUCAAAUAUUUAGUCGAGUUGGUUCGGCCGAUAACUUGUCUCAGCACAAGUCAACAUUUAUGGAAGAGAUGAUGGAGUCUGCAUUUAUCUUAAAGAAUGCAACACCUCGAUCAUUCGUAAUUAUGGAUGAAGUUGGACGGGGUACUACGACGAAGGAAGGUAUCGCCAUUGGUUAUGGAUGUUUAGAACAUUUGCGCACCAUCAAUAAGUCAAGAGUGUUGUUCGCUACUCAUUCGCACGAACUGGCUACCUUGGUAAAGGACGAAAAAGAAAUCGAGUGUUAUUGUACAGACUUGAUUGUAAACGAGGACGACACAUUUGUGUUUGAUCACCGAGUGCGCAAAGGCGUAAAUAGAAAUUCACAUGGCCUUCGAGUGGCCGCCCUCGCUGGCGUUCCUCUAGAGGCUAUUAAAACGGCAAAAUCAAUCUUAAAACGGGAAGGGUAAAAAGCAUCAUCUAAUUAUUUUUUGUUUCAUAUAUAUACAUUCCAAACAGCGAAAUAUUCAUUGAAGCUGUUUUCAUACACUUAGACGAAGCAUCACUCAAGGGUCUUUACGGAAGCAAUACAUGGAGGAAAAGAAUGUAAACAGAAUUCGUGACUUGCGUGCGAAAAAGUCACGAAACAUAGUAUUCGUUCUAAAGUAGAGUCAUUUGAUAUAUAGACAAUUAGGUAAACACAAUUCUACCUGAUACGGGUCAAAACAGCCAAAAAGAAGAGGACAUGAACAACGACGACAUGCGAAAAGGAAGGUUUGGAAUAGAAACGGUUGACGAAAGAAAAAGAUGCGAACAAAACGGACUCCAGUCAAUUACUUUUCAGACUUGGGGGGAACAAUCGUAUCCGCCUUGUCGUCGGCAGCACGGCGCUUUGCGUCGGCUGGAUUACUAGUCUCAUGUUCAGCUUCUUCCUCAAUAAGCUCUUCUUGUUCGCGCAAGACCUCGAGACGCUGCUUGUUUGAAACAUCUUGAGAGGGCAUAUCAACAACUGUUUCGUGGUAUAACUCAUCGGGAAGGGAGGCCAGCGUAUCCAUCAACGCAUCCCAGCGAGACUCAAAAGUAUCUUCAGCAAAUCCAUACGAAAAGGCGUUAGAAAGCAUCAAAAUGGCAGAAGGAAUUCCGUGGACAAGACGCAUGUCAAGCCAGACACUCAGUUCUUCGCGCAAUGAAGCCGUAGACUGUCCGUGAGUGCGGAUGCCUCGAGAGUUACAGGCAUUUAACAGUUCGGGAACGGAAAGCGAAGUGAUUCCCUCGAUGUAAAUGGCACGAUCGUCCUUGCAAAUUUGACGCAUUCUUGAGCGAAGGUUGUAACGAAGCAUCGGCUCGGUGCCAAAGGCUCCUAAGUUCAUAUAGCGGCACAUGGCGACAAGUUGCGCCCGCGACAAAUUAUCAAGAGUAAUGUCGUCGUGGAAAAACUUACAGACGUUGAUGAGUUCUUCACGAGUAGGCUUUUCCUUGCUGUAACGCACCUUGUGAAAGAAGUCCUUGAACUCCUUUGACUCACGAGUUUCAUCAGAAAUGCUAAACUUUCCAGCCUUCAUGGUUUUACGAAGAAAGUUCGACACUUCUGAACGAGUCUUCCGAAGCCGCUCCUUCUUAGCCUGUUUAUCCUUAGGAUCUUCGUAAGUACUAGGAAGCAAGUUCGGGAAGAACUUAAUAGCUACGGGAAGCAAUAAUUCUGCGAAUGGAAUGAUGACGAACAUGGAGAAGGGAAGCAAUCUACCCAUGUCCUUCACUGUUCUCGUCAAUUGACGGCUUUCUCGACGAGUCAACUCGUAACCAACUGCCAUUUUGUAAACAAGCUUUGAUGAAAUCGUGAUUUCAGCACCAAGAAGCUUUGUGCCGUCCCAGAAAUGGAUAACACCACCCUUGAAACGCUGCCAAAGGGAUUUCUUCGACGGUUUUGCUGGUGUAUUCUCAACAUGCUUUCCCACAGCCUCUUUCGACUCUGGUGGACUUUUGACUUGUGUCUCUGGGCUCUUAGUUUCUGUAGCAUAACGACGUGUAGACCAUUUAGAGCCCUGGAAGUAUGGUUUCAUUGAGCUCAAUGCAAUAUUCUGAGUCCAUUGCAACUGCUUAGAGCUCCAAUUUGUUUGAACUGAACCAAUUGUUCGUGAAAACACAGCUGGUGUAAACACGGUUUUCCCCAAUUGGAGGUCUAGAGACGAUAUUAGCGGCCAAUUUCUACAGCAUAUAGACGUACUGCCCCGUAGGUAUAGCGAUAAAACUUGC